AUGAAGCUCGAAAGUAAGACAAUUUCUGUAAAAUAUGAUAAAGAGACUUUUGGAAUGUGGCUAAAGCAUCCCAAGAACAGCAUCAUGAAGUCCGUGGUAUGUAGUCUAUUGGAGCAGUUGAGUAUGGAAUUGUGUAUCUUAGAUUUCUGUGUAAAGGUAAUUUUGGCAGUGCUGGGAGUGUGCUCCGCCUCCACCUGGCAGGCCAACUACGGAGGCUACGGCGUGUACGGCGCUCCUUACCAGCCGAAGUGGACCGGACCCGUGGCAGCCACCGUCCCGGCGGGCGUCGACGGUACCAUCACCCCGGUAUCCGAUACGUACGAGGUGAGCGCCGCGCGUAAUGCCUUCUUCAAGGCAUACAACGCCCAACUGGCUGCCGUGGGCGCGUACCGUUACCCCCUCUAUUACCCAACUACCCCAACUGUGUACCUCAAUUCAGCAUCGCCCGCCGCCCACCACUCCGUCCUCACCUACAGCGCUGCACCCGCUCCGGUUCGUGACACGCCCGCCGUGGCCGCCGCCAAGGCUGAUUUCUUCCGCCUGUACAACCUGCAGGCGGCAGCAGCAGCCGCGGCUCCAGACUAUGAUGCCCCUCGCUACUAUUAUUGAGAUGGUGCACAGUCCAUUUUGAGAGCAGUCAAUAAAGAUGAAUGACAAGA
Molecule: messenger RNA, 659 nt
Organism: Penaeus vannamei (Pacific white shrimp)
Lineage: Eukaryota; Metazoa; Arthropoda; Malacostraca; Decapoda; Penaeidae
Source: RefSeq, a predicted model, not a curated record